UUUCAAUUUAGCUUCACAUUUUUAAAUUCUUGUACAAAAAAAUUUAAAAAGACUUUUAAAUCUGUCACAAAAACAAAAAUCAAACCUUAUUAAAUGGCUGACAAACUUACUCCUGCACAAAUUCAAUCAUUCAAAGAUGGAUUUGCAUUGUUUGACAAAGAUAGUAAUGGAAGUAUCUCAACAUCUGAAUUAGGUGAUGUCAUGAGAACAUUAGGUCAAAAUCCAACAGAAGCUGAGCUUCAAUACAUGAUCAAUGAAGUUGAUGCCGAUGGAAGUGGAUCAAUUGACUUUGAUGAGUUCCUAAAAAUGAUGGGAGGAAUAGUAAAAUCUCCAGAAGAUGAGGAACGAGAAAUGUGGGAUGCAUUUCAAGUAUUUGACAAAAAUGGAGAUGGAUUUGUUUCGAUUGAUGAAUUGAAAUUUGUAUUGACAAAUUUAGGUGAAAGGCUCACUGAUCAAGAAAUGAAUGAGAUAUUAAAGGAUGCUGAUGUGGACGGUGAUGGAAAAUUAAAUUUUGAAGAAUUUAUUGCAAUGCUACGAGCUACAAAGUAAUAUUUUCCAGCGUGGGUUUAAAUUGAUUUUUUAUUCUGCUCUCCAACAACUUUGUGCUUAUUUUCAAAACAAUAUUGCCCUCCUUCAAACUCAUCUUUAAUGUUUUCUUGACUUUCCAUUGGAAGUAUUUACAAAAGGA
This is a messenger RNA of Chironomus riparius, 688 nucleotides long. NCBI's taxonomy places the organism in Eukaryota, Metazoa, Arthropoda, Insecta, Diptera, Chironomidae. The record is from the annotation of a GenBank genome assembly.